Brachypodium distachyon (stiff brome) is the source of this 1726-nucleotide messenger RNA. RefSeq lists its product as uncharacterized. Lineage: Eukaryota; Viridiplantae; Streptophyta; Magnoliopsida; Poales; Poaceae. Bases 77 to 1219 code for a protein of 380 amino acids. Gene Ontology annotation, molecular function: double-stranded DNA binding. Gene Ontology annotation, cellular component: chloroplast. The transcript has a single exon. The record is from RefSeq and is a predicted model, not a curated record. Gene Ontology annotation, biological process: regulation of DNA-templated transcription; chloroplast organization.
CGAGUAACCCUUUCCCCACCCCAAGGCCCAAGCAAGUUUCCCUCCGACCAGAAAUCUCUCCGGCGCCGCCGCCGCCAUGCUCCGCCUCCGAAGUUGCAUCCUCUCCCGCAUCGUCUCUUCUCCCGCCACGUCUCUCCACCGCCUCCUCUCCGUCGCCGCGCCCGCUAUUCCCCCAAGCCCCAGCUUCGCCGUCGAGGACUACCCGGUCGAAACCUGCGGCCUCACCCGACCCCAAGCCCUCAAGGCCUCCACGAAGCUCUCCCACCUCAAGUCCCCAGCCAAUCCCGAUGCCGUCCUCGCCUUCUUCGCCGGUCUCGGCCUCUCCAGAGCCGACGUCGUCGCCGCCGUCUUCAAUGACCCGAGGUUGCUCUGCGCCUCUGUGAAGAGAACCCUGGGGCCUAACGUCGCUGGACUCACCGGCCUCGGUCUGUCGAAUUCUGAGAUCGCCCGCCUGGCGUCUUUGUCCUAUGGCAGAUUUCGCUGUAGAUCCAUCGUCCCCAAGCUGCAGUACUAUCUGCCCCUCUUGGGCUCCUGCAAGAAGAUCCUCCGGUUGCUCGAGCACAGGUCCUACAUUCUGAAGGUCAGCUUGGAGAGGGUGGUCAAGCCCAAUGUAGCGUUCCUGCGGGAGUGUGGGCUAGGUAGUUGUGAUAUUGCCAAGCUGUGUACCGUUAUUCCGACGAUGCUCACCUCCAACCCGGAGCGUGUCCGGGUGAAGGUGGCGUGUGCUGAAGGUGUACAUGUGCCCCGUGGCUCUGGGAUGUUCAGGCAAGCACUUAUGGCUGUCACAUACCUCAGCAAGGAAACAAUCACCGCCAGAGUGGAGAACCUGGUGAAAACAUUCAGAUGGUCAGAUGGUGAGGUCGGUAUUGCUUUGUCUAAGGCUCUGUCGUUGCUUGCGCGUUCCAAAGACAUGCUGCUGCGCAGAUCAGAGUUCCUGAUAUCCAAUGUGGGGUUGGAACCGUCAUACAUUGCUCAUCGGCCAGUAAUGCUCACUUACAGCCUGGAGGGUCGGCUCAGACCCCGGUACUAUGUUUUAAAGUUUCUGAAGGCAAAUGGAUUAAUAGAUCGCGAUAGGGACUACUAUCAUACAGUCGUGGUCACCGAGAAAGUAUUCACGGAGAAGUUCCUACGCCCUCACAAGGAAGCUGUGCCACACCUUGCUGAAGACUAUGCGGCCGCUUGCAGAGGGGAAGUGCCAACUAACUUCAGAUUUACAUGAACCAAGAAUGGGCUAUGAAAAUUGGUAACCACGAUGGCACAAAAGAAUUUUCACUUUGCCUUGUAAGCCGGUAAUUCUUGUUUCAGUGUUCUUUGCCAAAUUGGAUGUUGGUGUUCUGCUAUAGUAGGAACGCACAGAGAGUUAGAGGAAGGGUCUACAACAUGCUCUCUGGCCCUGGCAGCAAUGCACAAGGCAGCAAUACAGAGGAAUGUGCUCAAACAAGUGUUCUAGUUGAGGAUGGGGGGGAGACUGGGAGAGCAAUACCCAACAAUCUGCAGUUCAUAAUUAAGAGAAGUGUGGAUGUGUGAAGAUUCUUCUUUUGCACGACCUGGAAUGGUGGUUGUGUGAGUGUUUGAUGUCCGUUGGUUAUGUUACAAAGUCUGCACUUUUUAGGCUUUUGUUUGGCCUAAAACUCUGCUGUAAUGAUCCACUUGAAUGAGAAACCUGAUGCUUUUGUUAUGUUAUGAAACUCAUGCUUCAGUUCAUGUCAGUUUUUGUGUCGCUGAA